UUGAAGAUAGGAUAUCUUAUCUUAUCUUAUCUCUUGGCAGUGUAUUGUCAAAUCAUAUUUUAAAAUUUAAAGAUAAGAAUCUUGACGAAUUGAUUUGGACCGUGGAUUACUUUGACUAUGAUCUCAACCGUUGCAUUUGAAGAUAUGAUAUCUUAUCUCUUGGCAGUGUGUUGUCAAAUCAGAUUUUAAAAUUUAAAGAUAAGAAUCUUGACGAAUUGAUUUGGACCGUGGAUUACUUUGACUAUGAUCUCAACCGUUGAUUUCGAAGAUAUGAUAUCUUAUCUUAUCUUAUCUCUUGGCAGUGUGUUGUCAAAUCAGAUCUUUAUCCAAUUUUUACAUCCCUAUAUAAGUGCAUAUUACUCUUUGAAGAAGACCACACACCUUCAACAUAUUUCUGAAACACUUAUAUUUUGCUCCAAAAUGACUUCAAUUCGUACUGUGUCAUACUCGAUUGAGGAAGAUAUGAAUUUAUGCCAUGUGUAUCUUGACGUGUCUCAAGAUCCUGUCAUAGGCAGAUACCAAUCAAAAGAGAAGUUUUGGUCAAGAGUUGAAGCGGAGUAUCACUCGUCUGAAAAGUUUCUUCUUCGACCUAGACCUGUAAGAUCUUUGCAAACUCGAAUGACGACCAUUCUUACCGCGGUUGGAAAAUUAAGGGGAUGCGUUAACCAAAUUCAAAAUAAAAAUCCCAGUGGUGCUUCACAAGAAGAUAUUUUAAAUCAAGCGAAGAUGUUAUUAGCACAAGAUCCAAAAUAUAACAGAGGAUUCAAAUUUGAUCAUGUGUGGCCGAUCCUUAAAGAUAUUGAGAAAUUUACAAAUGACAACAUUAGUGCACGAAUUAGAAUCCAAGAAGAAGAUCGUAAUUUUACUUCGCCCCAAUCAUAUUCUCAUGGUGUCCAGUCAUCGGCACCAGCAUCCACUGGUAUGAAUUCAUUUGAUCUUAAUGUGAAUGACGAUGAAAUUACUACUAAUUUAAGUAAACGACCUAUCGGUGUGAAAAAGGCAAAAGAAAAACAAAAAAGUGAUGACCAAUUUAAAAAAUUAAUGGAGCAAAAUCAAAAGCUUGUCGAAGUUAUAGAAAAGGGUAACUCAGAAAGGAAUGAAAUUCGACGACAGAAGGUUGAAUUGGCUAAAAUGAAAGAAGAGAAUAAAAUACUAUUUACGGAUUUGAAUUCUAUAUCCGAUCCAGAAUUUCGCCAGUUUAUUCAAAAUGAAAAGAGACAAAUUUACAAAAGAAGAGCACAAACAUCUAAAUAUGGUGAACAAAGAGAAGGUUCUCAAUAUCAAGGAUCCCAAUAUCGAGCAUCUCAAAAUGAAGGAUCUCGAUUUAAUGAAGCUCACGGAGAAGGAGCUACAGAUGAAGGCCAAGGAUCUGAGACGAACCUCCCAGGAAAUUUUAGUCAAUACUUUGAUUAUCUUGACGGAAUGAAAAAUGAUUUCCCAAAUUAUUAAAUUAUUAUCGUAGUUUCUUUUUUUUUAAGAUCUAUGUCAUUGCUUCCGAUUUAUGUUUGGUGUAUUUCAUUUUACCUUUAUAAUGUAUGUUUUUUUAAUGAAUGUAUGUU
Messenger RNA from Humulus lupulus (European hop), 1559 nucleotides. RefSeq lists its product as uncharacterized. Bases 244 to 1449 code for a protein of 401 amino acids. Lineage: Eukaryota; Viridiplantae; Streptophyta; Magnoliopsida; Rosales; Cannabaceae. The transcript is spliced from 2 exons. The record is from RefSeq and is a predicted model, not a curated record.